Messenger RNA from Prorocentrum cordatum, 1299 nucleotides. Lineage: Eukaryota; Dinophyceae; Prorocentrales; Prorocentraceae. The record is from the annotation of a GenBank genome assembly.
AUGCAGUACUUGUACGGUGGUAGCGUGCUCUCAACACCUGCAACUCACUGCGGCAGUGCACCGUGCGCUUUUGCUACUUCCGGAUUCUACUCGGAUUGGAGCCCCGAGAAAGCUUUCGAUCAAAGCAAUUAUGCAAUGUAUGGCAGUGGAUAUUGCAAUGAAGCCGGUGAUGGUUAUCCCCGAGGGGCUGGGUGGUUGGCGUACGACUUCGGAGUGCCGACACAAGUCGAUCAGGUCAAGAUUUGGUUUUGGAGAGGUGAUCACAGCGCGAGUGGGACGGCCUACAUGGAAGGCUCAAACGAUGCGGUCACAUGGACAACUUUGAAAACGAUUACAGACACUGAUUAUGCGACACUCGAUACGACCGUCGAUUGUGUUGCAUCGCCAAGUUCGGCGCCGACGCUGCUGAUGAAGCUGAGGGCUGGCUCCAAUACCUUCCAGUAUGACGCAAGCUAUUGGACCGACACUUCUGUGUUGAACGAAGCUGGCGGCGCUUCGGUCAGCGACUCUGACGACGAGGACGUCAAGAUGUCGGCAUUCAACACAGACCCGAUCUCCGCCCUGACGUUGUGCUACAAGACGCUGGACAACUGCUACACGUACGAGCUGGGCGCGACGUACACCAGCGCAAGCGCUCUCUUCAGCUCGGGAUUCAUCCGCAGCGAAAAUCUGGGUUAUGGCGCUGGAGCCGCCGACGCAGCGAAGCAGGCCUGGACAGAUCUGUUUUUGCCGCCGGGGACCCCGACCUGGUACGACGACUAUUGGAACGGGAACGGAGGCGGCAAUUGCAAUAUGCAGCGGCCAGGGAUCAACACCCAGUGCAAUGACAACAACUGGGCCCGCAUCGGGUACUGCGUGAACCUCCCUGACCAGAGCUGCCAGCCAUAUGAUACCAGCGACGCCGACUCUCCUAUUGGGAUCGGGCUGAAGACGCAGAAUUGGCCCAACAAUGUCAAUGCCCCUUUCGGGGAAUACUUCAUACACGGCGCUGGGUCGUCUGGCGUGCAGCUCUUCCAACACCAAGCAUGGCUUUUCGCAGGAUCGGCUACUACCGCGGCUUCCCCAACGCCCUCUCCGACGCCCUUCCCGACGGCCUUCCCGACGCCCUACCCGACGACCCGGUUUUCCCAACGCCUUACCCAACGCCGAGCCCGACGCCCAGCCCAACGUAUCCUGUCGGUUGGCCGACGCCGCAUCCGACGUUUCCUCCGGGGGCUGCCAUGGCGGGCGGAGCCGGCGGAGCGGCUGCCACUGGCGACCCCCACCUGCAGAACGUUCACGGUGAGCGGUUCGAUUUAA